UUUAAAACGAACUCUCUAAGUUAUAAAGAAGUGAAACCAACUCAUAUAUCAAAUACGACCUUGUAAUAAAUAGCCAACACUGCGCCACAUUCACCACUUAAUUAAUUAAUCAUAACACGCACUUCCUUCCUACUAGAAGGGUUUUCCGAGCUCAGAGCAAAGAUGGGAAGUAAUUACAUGUUUGGGCGUGCACAGAUUUGCUAGAAGUUGAGUACCGUACCGAAUCUGAACCUGUGUAGAAAUUCAGUCUUCAUAAUGGUGGCGGCGAACAAGAUGAACAGCACAAACGCUUCCAUUGUGUUUGUUGCCUGCGUGGCCUUCCGGGAUUCUGAGGACUCGCUGAGCCAAAAGGACAGGGAAGACAUCGAGGACAUGUGUGAUCUAAGUCUGCUGUUGGAGGAAAUCUUGAUCUGGGUAUCUGUCAGUCUCGGCUUGCCAGGGAACUUGGUCGCUGCCGUCACGAUUCUCUCCCUUGAACUGACGCCCGUGACAUUCUCUUUGGCACUGCUGUCUGUCGGGGAUUUUAUUGCUCUUGUACUUAAGGUCCUAACCAAAGUCUUCAAGGACUACGCCGUGAUCACUACAGAGGACGUCAGCCACGACUGGUUCUACAAUCUACAUCAUUAUGCCGGAGUCUACGCCAACUGGACGCUCGUCCUCAUCUGCCUGGGGCGACUUGCAGAUGUCCUGGAUCCUUUCAGAAAAACUUUCAAAAUCACGCUUCGACUCUCGUACGUCACUGCCCUCGUUCUAUGGCUGGUCGUUAUUAUAAUUUAUGCAACUGUGUGCCAAGUAGAGAGCUACGGAAACAGGGCAUGGGUUAUCGUGUUCUCGACCUGCUACUGUUUCAUUCCACUCCCAAUAGUCCUCGUCUCUUCCGUCGUCUUUGCAAUUGAGCUGAAAAGAGGACAAAAGCGCCGGAAUAUCAUGUCUGACGCACAUGUCAGACAGCUUGCUAGUCAGGACAAUGCGAUGACGGCCCUUAUGCUGGCAGACUCCUUCGCCUUCGCAGUGCUCAUCAGCCCUUUGUGUGUGGUCAUGCUGGUGCAUGUGGCGUCCAGCUAUACCUGGGUGUCUCCUCACCACACGGCCUCGGCCAGUUUCUUCAUGGCGGCUCAGGUGUCCGCGGGCCUGUCCCAGCUAUCUCACGGCGUCGAUGUCUACCUGUAUUUUGUCAGUGUCAAACGGUUUCGUUUGCAGUUGCGCAAGAUUCUUCCUUGCAAGAUGUUUGAAGUCAAGCUAAAUACAUAAACCUUUCGACCAUUUUUAUUCAUUUAAUUAUUUAAAAAAAAUUAAGUCUAAGAUAUUUUCUAGCCGAGAUACUUUGGUAAAAUACCUUCAUAUCCAUUAAACCUUUUGACUAUACACAGUUUAUUAUUUCUUUUUAAAUAUUAAGUCUAAGGUCUUUUCUCUUCCCUGACGAUUGGUAAAAAAUAUUUUUGUCCCUUAAACUUUACCAUAAAAAAAAAAAAUACAGUUUUAUAACGAGUGGACUUCUUCUUGUUUCGGGUUUCAGAAUCGUCCUGGGUUUUUUUUGCUUUAAAUAUGGCACACAAAAAACGCUAUGACGGCCCUUAUGUUGGCAGACUCCUUCGCCUUCGCAGUGCUCAUCAGCCCUUUGUGUGUGGUCAUGCUGGUGCAUGUGGCGUCCAGCCAUACUUUACUUUACUUUUCCGAUCCAGCGGCCAUUUGGGUUCUAGUCCUUCGGUCUGGACGUCCAGCUAUACCUGGGUGUCUCCUCACCACACGGCCCCGGCCAGUUUCUUCAAGGCAGCUCAGGUGUCCGCGGGCCUGUCCCAGCUGUCUCACGGGGUCGAUGUCUAAUUGUAUUUUGUCAGUGUCAAACGGCUUCGUUUGCAGUUGGGCAAGAUUCUUCCAUGCAAGAUGUCUGAACUGAAGCAAAAAGCGUAGACCAUUUGACCAUAAAUUGGCAUUCUUUAUAUACUAAAGAUUAUUAAUUCUUGAUUGAAAUAUCAAUUCUUUUUAGCGAUUAAGUUCCAGGUCUUUUGUAGCUGUAAGACUUUGUUAAAAUAUUUUCUUGUCACUUAAACUUUAAAACAUGAAGUUAUAAAUGGACUACAUCUC
Aplysia californica (California sea hare) is the source of this 2085-nucleotide messenger RNA. RefSeq lists its product as uncharacterized. Gene Ontology annotation, cellular component: plasma membrane. The record is from RefSeq and is a predicted model, not a curated record. The transcript has 2 exons. NCBI's taxonomy places the organism in Eukaryota, Metazoa, Mollusca, Gastropoda, Aplysiida, Aplysiidae. Gene Ontology annotation, biological process: G protein-coupled receptor signaling pathway. Bases 256 to 1251 code for a protein of 331 amino acids. Gene Ontology annotation, molecular function: G protein-coupled receptor activity.